GACCCUGACAGACAUUCAGUUGCUUUGGUGCUGUCAAAGAUUCAAGACAUUCUGUACAUUUAAUCAACAUCACUAAUGGCACGUCUGUGUUUAUUUUUUCGACAUCAACGCAUUAUACAGAAAAAUCUUCGUACUCAAAAUCCGGUUUUUUAUUGUAUGAUUAAAUCAUUUAAUACGCAAAUUAAAUGCAACAAUCAUGUUUACACUAAAUGGAAUAACAAUAACAAAGUUCAACUUAAUAACAUUCAACACUAUUCAUCAGCUUUGCGGAUAAACCAUGAAAAUAUAUUUAAAAGCGCUAUUCCUGAUAUUCCAAACUAUCAUGGAAUAUUCCUUCAUGAGUUUAUUUGGAGGAAUAUGCAAAAGUGGUGGGAUAAAACUGCAUUGGUAUGCGCAAUGACUGGGCGAUCAUAUACUUAUGAACAAUUGAAGAGAUUAAGUGGACGAUUAGCUACAUUUCUGCGAAAACAUAACCUUCGACCUGGUGAUACUAUUGCAGCAAUUCUCCCUAACGUGCCUGAAUAUGCAAUACUCUUAUUAGGAGCUAGUGAAGCAGGUCUUCAAGUGACACUGAUAAAUCCUAUUUACACAUCGAAAGAAAUUGAAAAACAAUUGAUCAAUUCUGAAACUGUUGCUAUUAUUACAACUGUUUCAAAGUAUCCAGUUGUUGCAGAAAGUAUUGUUAAUAAUUCUGCUAUUCGAUUACCAACAGUAGUGGUUGCAGAUGGAACGGGACCUGUACCAUCUGGUACGAUUAAUUUCAAUGACUUAAUUUCUGGGAGUGUUGAAGAAUUCGAAAAAACUGGACAAAAGACUGAACAAAAUCCUAAUGAAGAUACCUUAGUGCUACCUUAUUCUAGUGGAACUACAGGACUUCCUAAAGGUGUCGAACUCACUCACAGGAAUAUUGUUGCAAAUCUUUAUCAAUUUGGAGCAAAAGAAGUCAAUAUAUCUGGAGAAGCUAUUGGAAAUCAUCAGGAAAUUGUACCAUUAUUUUUACCAAUAUAUCAUAUCUAUGGUCUUGUUUGUAUAUUAUACUAUUAUCUUAGUAUUGGAGCAAAAAUUAUUUGCAUGCCUCAAUUUUCAUCGACAGCUCUUCUAGAGGUAUUAGAAAAAAAUAAAACGACGCUUCUGUACGUAGCUCCACCAAUAAUUCAACUGUUAGUAAAUGAAGAAAGAUUUACGACUAGUCAUAUCGAAAACGUCAAACUUUUGAUGUCUGGAGCAGCCCCAAUGGGUGAAGAAAUGAUUGAUAAAUUUCGAACAAAGUGUAAAAUUCCAAUCGAGAUAGUACAAGGGUAUGGGUUGACUGAGACUUCACCUGUAAUUUCUAAGAGUAAGAAAGCUCCUUUAGCAUCCUCAGGGUUAAUACUCUCGAAUACAGAGCUUAGAAUUGUUGGUUGUGAUGAUGAAAAUAAAAACAAGAAUUUAGGAGUAAAUGAAGUUGGAGAGAUAUUUGUAAAAGGACCACAAGUCAUGAAAGGAUAUUAUAAAAAUCCACAAGCUACUCAAGAGUGUAUGGAGGGUGAAUGGUUCAAAACUGGUGACCUGGGACUUAUUGAUGAUCAAGGUUUUCUGUACAUAAAAGGACGACUUAAAGAACUGAUCAAGGUUCAGGGCUACCAGGUAGCUCCUGCUGAACUCGAAGACGUUAUUCUAGGUCAUGAAAAAGUUGCUGACGUAGCAGUCAUUGGAGUACCACACGAACGAUACGGAGAAAUACCCAAAGCCUUUAUCGUUCCUAAACCUAAUAUGCGUAUCGACGAACAAGAGUUGAAAGAAUUUGUAGCAAAACGUGUUGCUAAAUAUAAAAAUCUUGGCAACGUUGCUAUCAUCGAUAAAAUUCCUAAAAGUCCAGCUGGAAAAAUUCUUCGACGUAUAUUGCAACAGAUGUAGUUAUCUUUAUUUACACAAAGAUACGAUGAA
Messenger RNA from Chelonus insularis, 1926 nucleotides. RefSeq names its product 4-coumarate--CoA ligase 1-like. NCBI's taxonomy places the organism in Eukaryota, Metazoa, Arthropoda, Insecta, Hymenoptera, Braconidae. The transcript is spliced from 7 exons. The record is from RefSeq and is a predicted model, not a curated record. Gene Ontology annotation, cellular component: mitochondrion. The coding region runs from base 76 to 1896 and encodes 606 amino acids. Gene Ontology annotation, biological process: long-chain fatty acid metabolic process; fatty-acyl-CoA biosynthetic process. Gene Ontology annotation, molecular function: long-chain fatty acid-CoA ligase activity.